Callorhinchus milii (elephant shark) is the source of this 1143-nucleotide messenger RNA. RefSeq names its product ferroptosis suppressor protein 1-like. Lineage: Eukaryota; Metazoa; Chordata; Chondrichthyes; Chimaeriformes; Callorhinchidae. Gene Ontology annotation, biological process: positive regulation of apoptotic process; apoptotic mitochondrial changes. Gene Ontology annotation, molecular function: electron-transferring-flavoprotein dehydrogenase activity; flavin adenine dinucleotide binding. The coding region runs from base 1 to 1122 and encodes 373 amino acids. Gene Ontology annotation, cellular component: cytoplasm; mitochondrion. The record is from RefSeq and is a predicted model, not a curated record. The transcript is spliced from 8 exons.
AUGGGAGGGAAAUUGUCCACAGAUGAGAAUGUCCACGUUGUCAUAGUUGGUGGUGGCUUUGGAGGGACCACAGCGGCAAAGCAAUUAAAAGCUUACCACAUUCCUUACACAUUGAUCGACAUAAAGUUGGCCUUCCAUCACAACAUGGGAGCCCUCAGAGCAUCGGUGAAGAGUGGAUUUGCAAAGAAAACUUUUAUAUCAUAUGAUUUGACGUUUAAAGAGAAGUUCAAACAAGGCAAAGUAACUGACAUUGAUGUAGAAGGAAAAUAUGUCAUUUUAGAGAGUGGAGAGGAAAUAGCCUUCAGUCAUCUUAUUUUGUCAACUGGCAGCUCAGGACCAUUCCCUGGAAAAUUCAUUGAACCAGCUUCGAGGGAAACAGCCAUUCAGAAGUAUGAAGAUCUGGUAGCAGAGAUUCAGAAAGCAGAUAGAAUUGUCGUGGUUGGCGGUGGGCUUGCGGGUGUGGAAUUGGCAGCAGAAAUCAAAACUGAAUACCAUGAAAAAGAGGUAACCUUGAUCCAUUCUACCUAUAUUCUUGGUGAUACAGACCUUUUACCAAGUGUGAGACGUGGAGUGAAGGAUAUUCUUGUUCAUAAAGGAAUUCAACUUGUAUUAGGACAGAAAGUCACUAACUUGGCAGAACUAACUGAGAAUACGAUGCAGCCUGACAUAACGGUGAUGACAAACAAGGGGAAAGAGAUCGUAACUGACAUGGUCAUCCGCUGUACUGGAAUAAAGAUUAAUUCAACAGCAUACCGCAAUGCCUUCAAAGAUAAAGUUAGUGAUAAUGGUGCUUUACAAGUCAAUGAAUACCUCCAGGUGAAAGGAUUGGGUAAUAUUUAUGCGAUUGGAGAUUGUGCAGAUGUGUUGGAAAAUAAAUCAGCCUACACUGCUGAAUUCCAAGCAAUUGCAUGUGUGAAAAAUAUCAUCCAUAACCUCAAAGAUCAGCCUAUGGAUGUGUACAAACCAGGUUCUCCACUAAUGCUGGUGACAAUGGGCCGGAAUGACGGUGUGGGCCAACUGUGUGGCUGCCAAGUCGGGAAGGUAUUUGUGACUCUGGUCAAAAGCCGGGAUCUACUGGUUAAGGACAGCUGGAAAAAAAUGGGCCAACGAAUGCCAAACUGAUGAAGUCUGAUGAUGCUUGUG